This is a messenger RNA of Prorocentrum cordatum, 468 nucleotides long. The record is from the annotation of a GenBank genome assembly. NCBI's taxonomy places the organism in Eukaryota, Dinophyceae, Prorocentrales, Prorocentraceae.
AUGAUGUGCUUCCGAGGCUGUUGCCCCAGUGGCGAGACGUGCCAUGCGAGCAUCACGAGUUGCCCGAGCUCGGGCACCUUGGCCGGGGUCACAAGUGACUACGCGGCCUCUGUGCCGACCAUUAACGGCCUAUCAGUAGCGUCGGGGCUUCCGACAAACAGUGCGGCUUGCGAGUACAGCGACAUCUCGUGCGGCUCGUGUUCGGAGUGUGAGUGGACUAAGACCACGUGCUUGGGUGCAAGCACAGGCACGUGCACGGGUUCGGCGUCGACGCCGUCGCCACCUUCCCCGACUCUGGCGCCGACGCCGUCGCCACCGACGCCCGCGCCGCCCCCGACGCCACCGACGCCCGCGCCGCCGCCGACGUCCGCACCGACGACCCAGCCCGCCGACGCCUCCGGCACGCUGGCCGGCGCGAGCCUCGGCCUGGGGGUGCUGGCGCUCGCCGCGGCCGCGGCGUCGCCGUGA